AUGCCUUCACAUCCUUUGCAUCGACACCAGUCAUCUUUAGAAAAAGUCCUGAACUUCUCAAAACCUUUCUCAUUACCACCCCACCAAAGUCAAUCGGCAGCCAACCUUCUUCAGGUCUUAAUUCAGUGUUAUGGCCCCGAAAGGAGUGCACGAAAAGGUUACAAGCCAGCGGCACUUAUUAAGGCCACAUAUGAGCAUGUGGUAGCUAAGGAUACAUUUUUAACGUUCUUUUUCUCGUCGAUAUACGAAAAUCUAUGUUCACAGCCUGCUGAUUUGAUUGAUUCUGAUAUUACGAUUGUCUUGACGUUCUUCGAUAACUUUACGUCUUGGAGUCCAGACGAGAAGAACAAAGCAAAGAGCGCGAUCGAAGAAUUCGCUGAUUACAUCAUUGAGAAUUUCCUCCUUCCGCUCCGAGCUUCAUCUGUCAAGACUCCGCAACCGACGCCUGCAUCAUUAUCCGCAAUACAAACAUCUACGCCCUCCGGCACACCAUACCGUGUAUCUAUCUUGCGAAAAAGUUGCCUUGUGCGUGAUCGCUAUCGUUGCGUAAUUUCUCGAAAAUUUGAUAAGAGCGAGGCUAGAAAACGUUUCGAGCAGUAUGGGGAAGAUUGCAAGGACGAUGAAGGAAUAGAAUUGAAAAACGAAUCAAGUGACCGCUUUCAGUUCCUGGAAGUGGCCCAUAUUCUACCACAUUGUCUUACAACAGUUUCCUCUGGAGAUGCAGACCUAAGCGACUCGAAAAAGAAUGUGCUUCGGAUUUUAGAUAUGUUUGACCCUGGUGUCAUCCAUCUAAUUGAUGGUCCGAAGAUUGACAGCCCCAUUAACGCCCUUACUUUAACGCUCGACUAUCAUCGUAUGUUCGGUGAAUUUCAGAUUUAUUUCGAACCCACAGGCGUGCCAUAUCAGUACAAAAUUGAUUCAACAGAGCGAAGUCCAUUUUUACGUGAUCCACUCUUCCCAGUCACGCGGACUUUAACCCUUAGUCCCACUCGUGUAAUUGAUACGCCCUCACGGCGGCUCCUUGAUGUUCAUCGUGCUAUCGCACUUAUAAUGAAACUUAGCGGUGCAGGUGAAUACAUAGAGAAUAUUCUUCGAGACAUAGAGGAGGUUGAUGUGAAAGCAGACGGUUCAACGAACUUGGGCCAUAUAAUGAGUUUACGACUUGGUGGAUGGCUUAACACAUUAUGUGUUUUUUGA
Molecule: messenger RNA, 1197 nt
Organism: Aspergillus niger
Lineage: Eukaryota; Fungi; Ascomycota; Eurotiomycetes; Eurotiales; Aspergillaceae
Exons: 3
Coding region: 1-1197 (398 amino acids)
Source: RefSeq, a predicted model, not a curated record